This is a messenger RNA of Carica papaya (papaya), 3380 nucleotides long. The record is from RefSeq and is a predicted model, not a curated record. NCBI's taxonomy places the organism in Eukaryota, Viridiplantae, Streptophyta, Magnoliopsida, Brassicales, Caricaceae.
AACCCUAAUUGCCCUUUUUCUUGUGACAAAUUAAUUAUUGGUGUUGUUCUUUUUGUUUAAAACAUUGGCCUGAUAUCAUUUAAAUUAGGAAUUUUCUAAUGAAAUGGAAGAACAGAUGGAUAGAGUUAUCUGCUGUUGGAUAGCGGAGUUCUUGGUCAGGCAACCAGAUACUAGCCAUGUCGUCAAGAAGCUCUUGCCGGAACUCGAACUCUCAAACGACGAUAUUCGGUUGAAGAAAACACUGGUACUACGGUCAAUCGCGGACGAGAUCGCGGAGGGUUCGAUCUCUGAGACAAUUCUCGAUUCUCUCGAGAUAUUAGAGGAGCUGGACAGGAAGGAAGGUUCCAAAAUGACGGAAUCGAUGAAGCGGGCUUACUGUGCGGUGGCCGUGGAAUGCACGGUGAAAUACCUCGUAGUCGGGGAGUUUAACAAAGGCAAGUACCUGGAUGCAUUGAAGAGGAUAUGGGAAAAGCGAAUUCAAGGUCUGCAGCGGUCAGGCACGAGCGAGCUGGUUUGCUCGUCGGAGGAGUUGGGCAAGCGGAGGGAGGAGAUUGAGGCUGCUGUUUGGGACAAGAAAGUGUGCAUGGUUUUGACGAAGAGGAAUACGAGGAACGAUGCUUUAAAUUCGGUUAGGGACUAUAUUGUCGAGGCUUUUGCUAUGAUGGGUCCCGCUUAUCUUGAAGUGGCGGUUAGGAAGACGAUGGAGAUGAAUCAGGGACCGGACAUGGAUGGCGCUAGAGAUGGAACUCUGGAGAACAAUGCUCGCCCGGAACCGGAUGGUGUUGGCGAUGAAAUGGUCGAUCGUGCGGAGGGGCAGAAAUUUGAUGAAAAAGAGAUUAGGGAUGAUGCAUCCAGGUUGCCGUUUAGUGAAGUCGCUCUUGCCAAAGGGAAAGAAAUUUGUAAGAACAUGUUGAGGGAAAAGAACAUUGCACAUUGGAGAUGCCAUGUAGGUUCAAUUGAGAUCUCUGAUGCUGAGGAGUCAAAUGCCGAGCCAUUGUACAGUAAAUGUGAUCCUAUUCUUAACCCUGAGUAUAAUAAAGUGCAAGGAGAACUUAAUACUAGUAUAUCGGAAUUAGGAGCAACUUUGAAAGACCCACUACGAAAUGCUUUACAAGUUGCUGAAACUUUGAGGCCUAGGACAGUCAAGGAAAGCAUCAAGAUGGAGACUCAAGGAAAUCAUUUGAAUGAUGCACGUAAAUGCACUCUAAUGGAGUGGAAUAGCACUGCCCAUACUUAUGAGGUACGGGAAAGGGAAUUGGAAACUUAUCUUGAAUCUACAUCAUGACGUUUUCUUAGAGAGAAAUGAGGGGGAUUUGAAGGACAAAUGGAGAAAUAUGAUGCGCUAAUUAUUGCUGGGAAACUGUUUCUAUAUGUUCACUAGUAUGUCCUUGGUGGCUCAAGUAGAGGCAAUCAACUUGUCCUAUGUCAAAAAGUUUGCUGAUUCUAAUCUCCAACGAGGUUUUCAAAAGUUACUUACAUCAUGGCAUCCUCUUUCAAUUGAGCUAAGGAUGCAGGUGCUUUCUUAACUCUCGGGGCAAAUGAUGUGGGGCCAGAAUCCAAACUCGGAAAUCCUGCUGAUGCUAUAUAGAUGGCUCAACUUGCAACAGAGGUAAUGAGCAGUACCAUCUUCUGUUUAAAGACACUGAAAGAGGAAAUUGAGCUUGUUUCUAGUACUUCAGCUGCAGUGUUCAUUAUUGACUGGGAGAAUAGCAUGGCAAAGCAACAAACGCAUAUGAAUGAUGUGUCAAACGGAAACAAAUUAAUGCCUGGGUUUGACUUUUGUGAUGAUAUGCAUGCAGUCCACUCUAAGCUAAGUAAUCAAUUCUACAGAAACAUAAGCAUUGAUGUUCAAAGGAAAUUGGGGAGUGUCUCGGUCCAGUUUACUGUGCCUGCCAUCUUAAAUGAAGAUAAACUGAAACCUGAGAGAAUCACAUCUUUGUGCUGCUCAUGGUACUUGGAAGUGCAUGAAGGUUUUUGAUUUGGAGCACCAAUGAAGGAAAAUAUAUGUUAGACCUGCUUUGGGGUACAACCUACAUGGGCUUUGUGGAUUCGGCCAUAUUUCAAUAUUAAAUUGUACUGAAUAGCGCUUUGUCACCUGAGCUCUGUGAGAUGUGUAUUAGGGCUGCAGCGACUCACAACCAUCUCUUCUUGCAUUGUGAUGUGACUUGGAGAUUUUGGUGCCGAAUUUUUGAUCAAUUUGGCUUUUCUUUGGUUUCUCUUUUAGAAGAUUGAGGGUUUUCUUUCUUCAAUGCUAAUGCGUCUGAGGAUGAAAAGGAUACAAAAUAUCUUUGGUGAGGGCUUUGUUUGCUAGCAUGUAGGUAUUUGCUAGCAUGUGAUGGAUUUGAUGAAUGACUAUAGUUUAUGAAUAUAUUGUAUUUGUGUAUUUUUAUUGAUUUCAUUAAUUAUUUUUUAAACAUGAAAUUUUAGGAGAAUAAAAGGAGAAAUCACUUCAAUUUGGUCCGGACAGAAAUAUGAUCGGUCCGUUAUUUAGUCAGCAUAUCUCUCAUAAUUCGGUCCUCAGUCUCGGUAGAUUCGUGACCGAUGAAAAUCCCUAGAUAAAUUUAUUCUAUAGCUUCUGUAUGGACAGUGAGAACUUUAGGAUUGAGGAAUUUAAGUACUAAAAAGUUUUGGGUAUGUAGUUUUAAGAUUGAGAAGUACUUCAUUGCUAGCAGCAAGUCCAAAGCUCUAAGGGAACAGGAUAAACCAAGCUAAGUUGAAUCUUAGAGAUGGAGUCCUUUAAUUCCCUUGCAUGGUGGGAGGUUCAGACUAUCUUCAAAAAGGCAUGUGGAAAUUAUAAGUUUGAUUCUUUUGUUGCCAAGCUUAUCCUGAAACUUGGGUUGGAUAGAGUUGUGGCUACCUUAAAUGCAUUCCUUCAUCUCCACCAAAAGAAACAAGAAUCAAUGAAGUUUCUUCCAGGGAGUGGACAGGAGGGAGUGCUUGAACGUCUUUUCCUUCAUUUGACAAAUGCAUAUGGUGAAAGUUGUAUGCGUAGUCUCUCCAAAAAGUUGUAUUUGUUCUGUCUUGUUAUGCAAGUGUGUUUGAAAGCCCCUAACCCCUUGUCAUCUUUGUUUCAUAUCAUCAAGAAGUAUAUAAGAUGCAACUGUAUGGAAACACUAACCCUUUGUAUAUGGUGUCUCUAUCUAAAAGUAAGUACCAUUUUUCUCCAUGUACUCCAUUAAUGGACGUCCUGGGAAAAGUCCUGCAUCGGAGCUUCAUCACUAUGGAAGAUGGUGAUUUUGCAUCUUCUCAUGGCAUGGAGAGAUUUUGUGAGUUUAAAAGUUUGAUUAUUAAGGUUGUUCUUCGAUAAGCACUACUGAGUUUAAUUAAAAUGUCUGCAAUGGAUAGAAAGCUAUCAAGGCCUUCCGCACAUGCUUUUGGAA